AUGCCGCGAUACAGCGUGAGCUGCACGGUUCACGAGGCGCUACUGCCUCAACAACCGGGCGGCACGCCGGUGGAUCCGCUCGUGGUCAUGCGCUGCUUCGGUUCAGAGCGCACGACCACCGUGAAGAGCGGCAAGACGACAGUAGCAUGCUGGGAUGAGAGUUUCAACUGGUCCAACUUUGAGCUGUCGCAGUCUGCGUGGAAUGUCGGAGUCCUGGAGUUUGAGCUGCAGGCUGCCAAUGCCUUUUGGCGCAACUCCACGCUGGGUAUGGGCGCACUGCAGCUACGUUUGGUCUGUGCCACCAGAGAUGGCUCAUACGUGGGCCAGCUGCCGCUGACUGCCCCCAACUCCGUGCGUGUGAUUGGGAAGCUUUCGGUAACUGUCAAUGUUUGUGACUCGCUGCGCGUCGGCGGUGGUACCACAGCACCGCUUCCGUUGCCGGCUACCGAUGCAGAAUCGAAUACAGAUGAACGCACUUCGUUGCAUGUGCCGCCGCUACUGAGCCCUGCAGUGUACAGGAGCGCCAUCUUGGAUAUGUCCAACGAGGAGUAUAAUUACUACCAUCUGUACAUCAACAUCUACACUUUGGAGCAUGUAGAGGUUGGAAUGUUUGCUGGCAGCCCCUCGGUCACUGUGGAGUACGGCGGCUGUCGACUGCAAUCGACAAAGCCGAUACGUUCGCGCUGCGAGGGUUCCAGUACUGGGGGUGGCGGUAUAUCUGGCAUCAUAUCUGGCUUCUUCUCUUCGUCUGAUGACAGUGGGUUUCGUGACCGCUCCAAUUUUGCGUUCAACCAGUGCUUCUUGGUGCCGAUACGCACGGCUGUAGGCAAAUCCAUUCUGGAGGAUAAUAUCGUAGUGCGGGUGUGGAUGGGCAUGGAACUCAACGCCAACCUUUCAUCUACCGAUCGGCCGGCGAUAGCGCCCAAGAUGCUGGCGGAGGGCGUGUUCUCACUAGCAAAGCUGCGAUCGCGUCGGCAGCCUCCGCGGUGGUUCAACUUCUACGCAGGGACGGCGGGCUCUAGGCGUCGCGAUGAAGUGCGCAAUAACUACGUGAGUAAAACAGAUGGGAAGGAUCCGGAUAGGGAUAACGCAUUUCAAAAUAGGAGUCGUGGUGCCGGCAGCGACGUUUACCGCAGCCACGACAGCAUCGGUAGUGCUAGUACCUCCGACUCGCUUGUGGAUGGCACGCCUGGCGGCAGCGAUAACACGUUCGACGACCGCGAUGACCACUAUAUCGGCCGGAUGCUGAUGAGCGCAAGCGUCAAGCGGUUGGCGAAGCCUAGCGACGUUCUGGUUGCCCACGUACAGGCGUGCCACCCUUUGGAGGCUCCAGUGGUCAACCCAACCAGGCUCUUUGGGGACGCCUACUGCAUUGAGUCGCGUUGCACCUUCGGUUUCGAAGGUGACUUCGAAAUCAUGCUAGAGAUAUCGUGCGGACCUCACGAGACUCGUUCGGAGUGGCUGCCUGCCCAAAGGCGGUUGGCUACCGGUGGCACUUAUGCUGAGGAACUAGGCAUAUUCGGCAGCAAUACAGACUCCGGCCUCAAGCGGCGCGUAUCUCGAAGUGGUUGGAAGGUCACGCUGAAUUCUAUGAAUGGACGGUUGGCGCCUAUCGACCUUUUGGUCUCCCACACUGCGGAGGAGCAGUGGCUAGUCUUCGUGCGAAUUAAUGCACGAGGCACUGUUUCCGGUCGCCUUCAGCACCGAGUGAUUGGCUGUGCCAGUUUCCCGUUCGACCACAUACCGGAGCACUCUUCAAAGGUACAGGUCAUGCCGCUGUGGAUCCCUCUUUGCUGCCCCGGCUCCACGUCGACAAUUACGUCCGCAGACAGCUCCUCGAUUGGGUUCACAGACCCCACCGGGAUUGUUGACGCCGUUUCGUCUAUCAAAGCGGAGGAUAUUAUCGACCAAGCUGCCGCAUUAGAUCCUACUGGGUUGAUCGGCGCGGCUGCCAAUGAGGUCUUAGGUCGUCAGGCUAUAUUACCAAAAUCAUAUCAGGAAGCAGUAUCGGCUGCAAAAAGCGUCAAAGUACCGCCUCCCGGCAAUAGCCAUCAUGUAGAUAUAUUUGGAAGCUCUAUAUCCGGUAUACCAGGUCGAAAUGGCCCCCAAAAAGGCACAACAUCGCAAAACAAUGCCAUCGAACAGUGGAUCGCAUCCAGGCGACCAUCGCAAGACAAGAAUCGCUCAACAUCUGACGCUGGACAUGUGACGCAUAAAAUGCGGUCCUUGGAGAGACCAAACACACAAAAAACGGUUACAAUGGGCACAAGAAGGGACAGUACAUUGCGGAACAAAUCUACAAGCGAUCAGUCGGACGCUCGGGAGCCCACAGAUGACGCCAAUGGGCCAACCCGCGGUGAUAUGUGCGACCCCGGGGCAACCGUCAAUGUGCUUAUGACCCUACAUAAGCAUUCAUUCUACACGAGCAUGUCUCGCAGCAUCGGGGUUGGAAACGACAUCCGCACUGCGUCACGCCCGCGCAUGGUGUCGAUGCUGAAGCAGGACUACGAGCUCCGUUGUUACGUCUACUGCGCGCAUCUGAGCACAGCACCGCACUCAGGCGUCGCAGUCAUGGUAUCGUGUGACUGCGGAGUCGCAGUUACGCGGGUGCAGCGUAACUUCACGCGCUUUCCCGUCUUCUCGGAGUGCUGCACCAUACCGGUGGAGGUGCCCACGUUGACCUCAAGCAGGAUGGUGCCUCCGCCUCCCAUCACCGUUUCACUACUGUUCUUCGACAGGCGGCGGAAAUUGUUAAGGAUUGAGUCUGCGGUGACCGUGUACAACAGGUUGGUCAAGUCGGCAUCUGGUCAUGCGGAGGCAAAAGACACUGCCACCCCAACGUGGCUGCACCUGUCUGGUGGCAGCAAGGUUGUCAUGUUCACGGAGCUAGUGGUGAGCCAGGAUGCGCCCAAGGUGGCCAAGCGUCAAAUGGCGCAUUUAACCACCCGAUGCGUGGUUACCCUCGGCUUGAUGGGAUUGCGGCAGCUGAUGGUUGGCGCCAUAUACCCGCUGGACGGGCUACUCCUGAGGCUCACAUCGCAGUCUUACGGAGCCAACGUGGAGUGCGAGCAGAUAUUCGAGCGGCAGUGCCCUCUCGGUCAAUCCAAGUGGGAACGUGGAGGCCGGCUGAAUGUAGACCUGUUCACGGUCCUGGAAGGAUCCUUCCACAUACCCAUUGACCCUUUGUUCGAUCCACAUGUCGAAUUCUAUUGCUACGCGAUGUCAGGCGGUGCAAUUGGUAAACUGAUUGGUUACCAGAGCUUCCGGUGCUACGCAGGCUCGGGGGGAACGGUAAUCGAACCGGAGUUGCCCAUGGCAUUAGAUAUGCGUUGCGCGCUAAUCCCGCGGAGAAUGACAAGGCUGUUGGACGAUCUGGCGCUGCGGUCUUCGCAUGACGUGUUGAACUUGCAGGACACCUGCCCUCUGGGCGGCGCCACACGGCCUCUGGAUGGAGUACCGCCUGUGAUCUGCGAUUUCGAGUCGUCGCGUGCGUACGCAAGACUUCUACGGUCAAUGACAUUCGAACGCGUUGGUAUGCAGGUACCGCCCCGUUUUGUCGUGGCGUGUGAUGGAAAGGAAGCGGAAGCUGGUGCUGCCUCAGCAUCGGUUGGAGGAUCCGCCGAGUACCUCGACGCUGUUCUCCGCGACAUACCGUUCACCGUGAAAUCUAUUCAUCCGGUGACCCCCGUUGGCAGCCGCGUAAUCGAUGGAAAGGCUGCGAACCAUGGCUUCAUGGAGAACGUCACGAUGAAGUACUUCCUUACGGUCCGGCAUGCCAAGGAGGGGCAGGUGCAACGGUCGUACCCGGAGGCACUAUCGGGGGUGGCAACCAGCGCCUCGAAGAUGCUACGUGUUUUCAGAGGUGGGCUGCGCAAUGCGUUGCAUAAGCUGCGUUUCUGUGUCGUGGCCGCCAUCAACACGGUGCCCGACUGCGACGCGCUGGGGUCGCUGUCUCUGCUGGUUGAGAUCGGCAAGUCCGAGUCCCGCGAGCCUUUGUCCUGCGAUCGCAGCGCCAUCUCCAAAGAGGUCCACCGCACCUGGGAGCAGGAAAUAUUUCUGCCGGAGGACAGCGUGAUCCGCCUGCGCGUGGUCAACUCCUUCGAGCGCCUCGACAACAGCCUGGAAGACGAGUUGAUCGCCUCGGCGCAAAUCGACCUGGAGAACCGGUGGUACAGCAAAGUGUGGCAGCGCAUGCUGCGCAACGACAUGGUCCCGGUUGAGCGUGUGCUUCUGCGCGACCGGAACAACAACGUGCAUGGAUCCCUGGAUGUCAUCGUGCAACUGGGGCCCAUUGAGCUGUUCUCCACACUGCGUCCACUCUCGUUCGCCAAGAGCUCGCCGUCGGUGGCCGAGCUGCGUGUGGUGGUUUGGUCGACUUCCGGUGUUCGCCUGGCGGCGACGCCUGAGGAUGCCCGCAAGAAGGACCAGCUGGAUCUGUACGUCGUCUCCACGCUGGACUGCCAAGGCUACCGCGGCGAGUGUGCGCUGGAACAGCGCACCGACAUUCACUACAAUUGCGAUUCUGGCGCGAGCCAGUUCAACUGGCGACUCGUAUAUCCGGAAAUACACUCGCCCGUGGGAGCAUGCCAGCUGCAACUAGCGGUGUUCGACUUUUGGAAGGUGGGACCACCGACAUUUGUGGGAGAAGCGACCUUGGAGCUACGUCAGUACGUGGAGAUUGUAUCGGCGACGUCCACACGUGUGGAGCUGUCUGGAAACCUGCCGCUGGUGCACUCGUCAAGCUCCCGUCCCGUCGGCAGCCUGAAAGUGACUGUUCAGGUGAUGACCCAGGCCGAGGCGUCAUGCAGUCCGGUAGGACUAGGUCGAAGUCAGCCGAACUGCAAGCCCUUCCUGCCCACCCCGCGUGAGGGUCGGCAGUGGAACGACUGGUUCGCCCACACGUCGCUCGGGUUCGACUUCGGCGCGCUGUCUUUAUAUGUGAGUUUAUAUUACGAAAAUGUUAUGUCGCUAUCAGAUUAA
Babesia ovata is the source of this 4980-nucleotide messenger RNA. Its product is annotated as C2 domain-containing protein. The coding region runs from base 1 to 4980 and encodes 1659 amino acids. NCBI's taxonomy places the organism in Eukaryota, Apicomplexa, Aconoidasida, Piroplasmida, Babesiidae. The transcript is spliced from 2 exons. The record is from RefSeq and is a predicted model, not a curated record. Gene Ontology annotation, biological process: plasma membrane organization.